This is a messenger RNA of Chara braunii, 1751 nucleotides long. The record is from the annotation of a GenBank genome assembly. NCBI's taxonomy places the organism in Eukaryota, Viridiplantae, Streptophyta, Charophyceae, Charales, Characeae.
GCGACUGGGUUCGACGCGACUUGGUUCGACGAUCGGUUCGAUGUGGCUCGGUUCGACGAUACCUGCUGUUGCCCGCGAUCGCUUUGCUGUUUCGAUUGGACUCCCUGCUGGCGCAAACGCUUCUGCGCUGGGGAGUGGUUUCAAGCUAGGCGAUGGUUCCGUGCUGCAGGAAAUGCCAUUCAAUCACUCUUGCAUUGCUGAAAUGAUGCAAGCGGCAUCUCAUUGUUAUAAUAAGCCCAACAAGACUGAAGACUGCUACGAAGCAUGCAAUGCUACUUCGACUUUGCUUUAUGAUUGUCUUCGUAUCAGAAGUGACGAAGUGAGCAACAAUGUUUCAUCCUGGCCAGUAUUAUAUAUUUGUGGUGAUGGAGCAAACAGAACUGCUGGGCUGCAGUGGGAAGUGCCAGCCAACCACCCUUGCUUUGUGAGCAUUGUCCGUGUUGGUCCUGUCUGUCGUGACAUCACAAAGCCUGAAGAUUGCUCCGAAGCAUGCAAGGAAGCUUCAAGAGAAGUCCGUAACUGUGUUCGUCGCAGAACUGACCAAGUGAGCACUGAUGUAAAAGCUGCGCCAAUGGUUCUGACAUGCAGUGCAGCCUCAGCGGUUCGGCUGAGUGGGACCAGAAUUACUAUCGCUGCACUCAUUCUCAUUCUUAGUUUGCUUCUCCACUCAUCAUCGUAGACAUACCAGCUCAAAAUCUCACCUAGGAGAAAGAAGACAAAGAAAAAGAAACAUCAACCUGGUCCAAGGGAGAGGUAGACAAAAUACUUCUUUGAUUUACAGCUCGUUCAACCUACUCACAGCGCUGCAGCCUUACCAAAUGAAAUUCUACACUCCUCACAGUGACAGAAAAGUACUAAGUAGGGAUGCAGACAGCUGCAGAUUAGUGGUAGGGAUCUGGAGGUGCUGGAGAGACCUGCAUCACAUAAAUCAAAGAGAUAUUAAGAUGCAUUCAUUACAUUUAUUGAUGCUGCCGGUUUCAUAUUUGUGAUGUCGGCGUCAUCUCGCUACAUUUGAAUUAUUUUUGUAGUUCGUGAAUUUCCAAAUGGUUUUCAUGAAACAGUGCUUGCAAGCAAAGACUGCACACGUUGCAAUCUCGCUUAGAGACAGAAUGGUACAGACUUGAACAGCAAGUAUACAUGAAAUGUAUGAUGUUUUCAUUGUUUUGGCCCUCUUUUUUAAAUUGAGCUAAUGGAUGGUAGGCAGCUAGAUUUCUGGGAAGGUAGGUAGGUAUGAGUGUAUGAAUUAAAUAGGGUGAUGACUGCAGGAUGCCGCGAAGGAGCGACAAAGAGGGAUGUUUUUUAUGAAGCAUCAAAUAUAUAAAGUUUGGGACAAUUAUGGCUUGGGUGGGAGGAUGGAUAGUCUAGGAACUGGGAAUUGGAGCCUGAGCUUGGCUACCUUCUUCCCCCGAAUACAACAUACGGUCAUUUUAGCUGUAUCUAGACUGAAAGAUGCCUCAAAUACAGCUAUAAUGACCGUACGUUUUAUUCGGUGGAAGAAGGUAGCAAUAGGAUAGCACAAACAUUCUGUACGUGUUCAGAGAACUUCAGAGAUAGAUCUAUUGCCAGCUAUGGACACCUACAUUGUCUCAAAAAAGAGGAGAAGGCGUUGCGAGGAGGGUGCACAUGUUUUCAAGGGAUGAUGAGAGAGAGGUAAGGGACAGUUCUUGAAAAAGAGAGAACGCAAAAAAAAAGGGGGGACAGAAUUAGUAUAUGAAUUAUGCAUGCAAGCAAGAUAAAGUGUACCAGGCUAC